UGGCUGGAGGGGCGCCUCCUGCGCGGGGCUGCCCGGGCGCGGGGUUGUGGGAGGAGGCACCGGGGCGGUGUCGGGGUCCACGCUGGCCCCGGGCUUAUUUUCCCGGCGGAAGGCCGGGCGGGCGGCAGCCCCAUGCGGACGCGUGUCGGGUUCCGGAACUGGGGCGGCCCUAGGUGCGCGCGUGGCCUCGGGAGCGGGGCCGCUCGGACGCCCGUGCGCAGGGGCGAGUCCUCCUCCUCUUGGGUCCCGGCCUUGGCCCUGAGAGCUGUGACUUGGAGCGGCUGCGGCGUCCCGCGGGCAGACCUGUCGUUAUCAUCACCCGAAAACCCACAUUGGAGAAAAACAAUGUGAUGUUUUGAACCGGGGCAUGGGUUCCUUGGAUCUCAUCCAAAGUAUUGAUGAUGACCCCCUUCUGGACACCCAGCAUCUCCCACAUCACUCAUUACACGCUCAUUUUAGGCCCAGAUUCCACCCUCUUCCUACAGUCAUCAUUGCAAAUCUUCUCUUGUUGAUACAUAUUGUGUUUGUUAUUUUAGCAUUUUUAACAGGUGUGCUUUGUUCUUACCCCAAUCCAAUUGAAGACAAGUGCCCAGGAAACUAUACCAACCCAUUGAAAGUUCAGACAGUCAUAAUCCUCGGAAAAGUGAUUUUGUGGAUUCUGCAUUUCCUUCUUGAACGAUACAUCCAGUAUCACCACAGCAAAGUAAGAAACCGAGGCUAUAACAAGAUCUACCGGUCAACAAGGCAUCUUAAAAGCCUUCCGCUAAUGAUACACUCCACUGGCAGCACGGCGCUCCUCCUCCUGCUCUGCCUGCAGCACUCCUUCCCCGAGCCCAGCGCACUGUACCUGGACCUCAUUCUGGCCACCCUGGCUGUGGAGUUGGUCUGUUCCCUGACGUGCCUGCUCGUGUACACAGUGAAAAUUCGAAAAUUUAAUAAAGCCAAGCCACAGCCUGAUGUACUUGAAGAAGAAAAAAUCUAUGCUUACCCCAGCAAUAUUACAUCGGAGACUGGAUUCAGGACUCUCUCGAGCCUGGAAGAGAUUGUGGAGAAGCAGGGAGACAUCAUAGUGUACCUGAAGCGACACAAUGCCCUGCUCAGCCAACGUCUGCUGACCUUCACGUCCUCUGACCUCAGCUCUCAGCCAAGUGGGAUUUGACAGCAAUUCCAGAGGAGUCAGAGUAAUUUAGACUGACCAGCUACCUGACAAGCUGUCUUAGGGAAAUGCAGCUUUGCCAAGUAACAUUCUACAAUUUCUGUUGGAAACCUGAAUUUGGUUCUCACCUGUGUGGCUGUUUAAUAAGUAGGACUCGUGGAUCAUUUGAAAGACACUUUGUAGCGCCUUGUGAACUCAAGGGGAAUGUCUGUUUUGCACAUUUUGAAAUUAUUUAACUGCCUGGUUUAUGCUAGGAUCAAAGGUAUAGAUUAAACAUCUCCUUGACCAACACUUCUUCCAUACUCACUGGGACCUGGUAAUAAUUUGGCUUUUUAUAGAGGAAGUCUGAAAUGACAACCUAUUUAAAACUGGGCUUGAGUUUUUCCCACUUCUAUACUGGUGAGAGAAGUCACCAUUUCUCAUGGUUAGUGUUUUAUCCUAUGGAGCCUUAUGUAUUUUAUAUGCUUGUGUGGUAUUGGAUGGCCUUGGCCCGUAUAGUUUUUAUAAGAAUUUCGUCACUGUAGGACCAAGGUCUCACUGGAUGAUUUACUUUGCAGCCCCUACAGGUUUCCAUUCUCCAGAAAUAAGAUUUGAAGAUUACUUGGACCAGCGUUAGACCGACCAGUGCUGCCUGUGAAAGCAGGAGCGCCUGCCAUUGGCAGCAGCUGAAAUAGUUAGAGAAGACUUCCGGCUUUCUCUUUAUUUUGGCCCUUCUUUGAGAGGUAGCCAUGUAUUUCAGUAUUGACUGUCUUUGGAUCAAUAAGUUCAGUGAUAGGAAAGGGGUCUUCUGUAGCUUUAAGUUUGAAAGGAAAGAAGAAUAUGUUUUUUAGUCUUGGAUUAUACUUAAAAAUUAUGAUGAAAAAAAUGUCAUAUCAACUUAUAUAUAGAUAUUAAACAUAUCUAAUUCUCCAGAUGAAAUGAA
Messenger RNA from Balaenoptera ricei (Rice's whale), 2078 nucleotides. It is a transcript of the gene TMEM192, whose product is annotated as transmembrane protein 192. Lineage: Eukaryota; Metazoa; Chordata; Mammalia; Artiodactyla; Balaenopteridae. The transcript is spliced from 6 exons. Bases 368 to 1159 code for a protein of 263 amino acids. The record is from RefSeq and is a predicted model, not a curated record. Gene Ontology annotation, cellular component: lysosomal membrane; late endosome.